AUGGGAAAAAUCCAUAGGGAAAAAGGCCUUCACCAUUCUGCAGCUGAUCUAUCUGUCAUCCACCACUCUCUUACAUCCAUCAGGCUGACUUGGCAUGCUACGCGCUGCAGCUGGGCUGCUGUAGCACUACAGAUCCUGACCAGAAGGAGAUUUCCCCGGUCAGCCAAGAUGUCUUCAGCAUGCCGUCCCAAAGCACAGACCCAGGCACUGGAGUUUCCCUCUGAAACUGAGGUGGAGAGCCACUCUGAAACUGCUGCAGAGGAAGCUCUACUACUUCACUGCUCCAGUACUUGCACUAGCUCUGGUGCAUCAGACUCAGUUUUUGGAUGUUUGCCAAUCGAUGUUCAAAUACUUGAUCUGCAAAAUAACCAAAUCAGAAUGGUCCCCAAAGACAUUAAUGAACUGAAAGCUUUGAAAGAGCUAAAUAUUGCAUUUAACAGGUUAACUGAGCUGCCUGGAUGUAGUCAUUAUAGGGGUCUGGAAUUACUGAAUAUAGAAGAGAAUUCAAUUCUCACCCCAUCAUCUGACUUCUUCCAUAGCUGUCAAAAUAUCAGAGAGCUCAGAGGAGGACACAAUCCAUUCCAAUGUUCUUGUGAAUUACGAGACUUUGUUAAUUUUGAAAAAAAAUCAGGCGGAAGGUUGGUUGGCUGGCCAGAAUCUUAUGUGUGCGAAUAUCCAGACGGCUUAAAGGGAACCCAGCUAAAGGACUUUCAGUUGUCUGAACUAUCUUGCAAUACAACUCUCUUGCUUGUUGUAGCUCUAGUUGUUACAGUGGUGGUAGUGGCUGUGACAUCCUUUCUGUGUAUCUAUUUUGACAUAAUGUGGUAUUUGAAGAUGAUGUGGCAGUGGACGCAAACAAAACGUAGGGUUCGGAAGAGUCACCCUGAAGAUCUGCAAAGCAUUUUACAGUUUCAUGCUUUUAUUUCAUACAGCGAACGGGAUUCCCUCUGGGUGAAGAAUCAUCUGAUCCCAAACCUGGAGAAGGAAGAUGGGUCUGUACAGAUCUGUCUUAGGCUAUCAUUUUUUUUCAUUCCUGGCAAAAGCAUAGUUGAGAACAUUAUAAACUGCAUUGAGAAAAGCCACAAAUCAAUCUUUGUUUUGUCUCCCAAUUUUGUCCAGAGUGAAUGGUGCCACUAUGAGCUUUACUUUGCCCAUCACAAAUUAUUUAGUGAAAGUUCCAAUAGCUUAAUCCUCAUUUUACUGGAACCAAUCCCGCAGUAUCUCAUUCCUGCCAGAUAUCACAAGCUGAAAGCUCUCAUGGCAAAGAGAACAUACUUGGAGUGGCCAAAGGAGAAAAGCAAACAUGGGCUUUUCUGGGCUAACCUUAAGGCGGCUAUUAACACUAACCUGCCAGUGUCCACUGAAAUGAUUGUGGUGUAGACCACAAGAUAAUUUACCAAUUCUUGGAUUUUAUCUGUGUUAAUUUUGCUUAUAAUGCAACUAGAUGUGUAAGAAACUCAACUGAUUUACUAUGGAAUUACACGGUGUUAACCAAAUCACCAUCUUGCUCAUAGUAUUCAUGAUUGUGUACCCAAAAAUACAUGUAAUAAAUGCAGAAAUUAUUUUCAUUUCAA
Mauremys reevesii (Reeves's turtle) is the source of this 1574-nucleotide messenger RNA. Its product is annotated as toll-like receptor 6. Gene Ontology annotation, biological process: cellular response to bacterial lipopeptide; immune response; inflammatory response. Gene Ontology annotation, cellular component: membrane. Lineage: Eukaryota; Metazoa; Chordata; Testudines; Geoemydidae. The record is from RefSeq and is a predicted model, not a curated record. Gene Ontology annotation, molecular function: transmembrane signaling receptor activity; lipopeptide binding; Toll-like receptor 2 binding.